GCGGGCAGCCGCUGACGGCAGCUCGAGGCCCGUUGACGUGUCCGCCGCGAGUUGUGAAGGUCUUUCCGAAAGUCGAGAUUCCAGAAUCUCGCUGCUUAAACCGACCCUGACAUAAGGGAUGUGUGUUUUCCUUUUCUGUAUUUGUAAGCUUUAAACACCAGCCUGUUUCCCCUCACUGGGGUCUGUGGGGGCUGCAGUUCAAGGUAGAUUUUGGGCUGUCCGUUGCCGUGUGUUGUAAGUUUGGAUCUUGAUGGGGGAGCGUGAGGCAGCAGCUGGAGAACGCGUUCCAGGCGGGGCUGCGCGGUCCGUGGGUCACAUUUGAGGUGUGUUAAAAGGUUCUCUUCGCGUAUCUCGGGACUGUGGUGUGCGUGUACCUUGGGAAAUUUCGCUUAGGCGUGAGAAGAAAUGUUUUACUGCGAGACUGGGGCAUAGGCCGUGCAGAGGCUGUGGCUCCCCACCCUGGAGGUGGCUUGCCUCCCGGCUGGGCACGCUCCUGCAGAGGGCAUUGCUGCAGGAGAGGUGGGAUGGGAGCUCCAGGGGCGUCUCGGCUGCGCCUUGGAAUUUCCUUAUAGCAGUGAGAGGGUCCGAGGGGCUGUACAUGGUGAACGGGCCCCCCAGUUUCACUGAGAGCACGGCAUUCCAAAGGGAUUCUGGAAAAAAUUGCAAAGCUGUUGCAUUUAGCAAGGACGGCUCCCUCUUUGCCUGGUGCAAUGGAGAAAAGGUCAAUGUUGUUAAUGUCAACAGAGCUGAGUUACUGCAUUCCUUUGAUCUCCCAAAGACAGUUUGCCUUGAAUUCUCGCCAAAGAAUAAUGUUCUGGCAACGUGGCAGGCCUAUGCAACUCCUAAGGAUGGCACAGCAGGAGUGCCCAACCUGCAGCUCCAUGAUCUGAAAACUGGAAAAUGCUUAAAGUCUUUUAUGCAGAAAAAGAUGCAGAACUGGUGUCCUUGCUGGGCAGAUGAUGAAAGCAUUUGUGCCAGGAAUGUGAACAACGAAGUGCACUUCUUUGAAAACAACAACUUCAAUACCAUUGCAAAUAAGCUGCAUUUGCAGAAGGUCAGUGAUUUCGUGUUGUCCCCAGGAGCACAGCCAACCAAGGUUGCUGUUUACGUGCCGGGCAGCAAAGGUGCUCCGUCCUUUGUCAGGCUCUACCAGUACCCCAACUUCGGGGGCCCGCAGUCAGCACUAGCCAACAAAAGCUUCUUCAAAGCUGACAAGGUGACGAUGCUAUGGAACAAAAAAGCCACGGCCGUGCUGGUGGUUGCCAGCACCGAGGUGGACAAGAGCGGAGCCUCGUACUACGGCGAGCAGACGCUGCACUACGUGGGGGCCAGCGGGGAGAGCGCCGUGGUGCAGCUGCCAAAAAAUGGCCCUAUUUACGACGUUGCCUGGAGCCCCAAUUCUGUCGAGUUCUGUGCCGUGUACGGUUUCAUGCCUGCCAAAGCCACAGUUUUUAACCUGAAAUGUGACCCUGUGUUUGAUUUUGGCACCGGGCCUCGCAACGCUGCCUACUAUAGCCCCCACGGACACAUCCUAGUGCUGGCAGGGUUUGGAAACCUCAGGGGACAGAUGGAAGUGUGGGACGUUAAAAACUACAAACUCAUUUCCAAGCCGGUGGCCUCGGAUUCCACGUUCUUCGCUUGGUGUCCCGACGGGGAGCACAUUGUGACGGCCACGUGUGCUCCCCGGCUCCGGGUCAGCAACGGAUACAAGAUCUGGCACUACACGGGCUCGGUGCUGCACUCCUACGAGGUGCCAUCUGACGAGGAGAUGUGGCAGGUGUUCUGGCAGCCCUUCCUGGACGGGGUGUUCCCGGAGAGAGCGGUGAAAUACCAGGCGGUGCCCAGCGACCUGCCCGGCGCUGAGCCGAGGCCUGCGCAGGCGUACAGACCUCCCGCCCUGAGGAACAAGCCCGUCACAACCUCCAAGCUCCAUGAGGAUGAGCCCCCCCAGAACAUGAAACCCCAGCUGGGAGGCAGUGAUAAGCCAUUUUCUAAAACAGCUCUCAAAAAUCAGAGGAAACAUGAAGCCAAGAAAGCUGCUAAACAGGAGGCCAAAGCUGAUGCACACCAAGGCCCUGCCCAGGUCAAAACCCCACAGAAUGCCCUGCAGAACACUGUGCCUGCCAUGACCACGGGAGAUCCUGAAGUGGACAAGAAGAUAAAGAAUUUGAAAAAGAAACUAAAGGCAAUUGAGCAGCUGAAAGAACAGGCAGCUGCUGGCAAACAGCUGGAGAAGAAUCAGGUGGAGAAGAUUCAGAAAGAAGCUGCUCUCCUUAAGGAAUUGGAAGACCUAGAACUGGGUGUUUAAAUAUUCCUUGAGCUCCAAUGUGGUGCUAACACAAAGUUCAUGCAAAAUUUAGUUUGUUAAACAUUUCAGCAAACAACCAAGGGUGUGAGAGUCGACAAGCAAGCGAUGAGCGUCCAUCAGCCGGUUCUGCUGCUGUUCCAUUGAGAAAUGCGCUCCUUUUCUGAGAACGUACUGCCUAAACCAGAUUGUUUAUCCUUACUUGGGUGUGAGAAGGGAAGGCGAUAAAUACAUCUGAUAGCUGUAUUAUAUUUAAAAAGAGACGCGAUCUUUAUGCAAUAACGGGACGUUGGUAACAAUAAAGAGCGUUUAAUAAGGA
Molecule: messenger RNA, 2624 nt
Organism: Hirundo rustica (Barn swallow)
Lineage: Eukaryota; Metazoa; Chordata; Aves; Passeriformes; Hirundinidae
Gene: EIF2A
Product: eukaryotic translation initiation factor 2A
Exons: 14
Coding region: 599-2308 (569 amino acids)
Biological process (GO): translational initiation
Cellular component (GO): cytosolic small ribosomal subunit
Molecular function (GO): protein binding; tRNA binding; ribosome binding
Source: RefSeq, a predicted model, not a curated record